This is a messenger RNA of Histoplasma mississippiense, 1572 nucleotides long. RefSeq lists its product with no specific name. Gene Ontology annotation, molecular function: ATP binding; proline-tRNA ligase activity. Gene Ontology annotation, cellular component: cytoplasm; mitochondrion. Bases 1 to 1572 code for a protein of 523 amino acids. The record is from RefSeq and is a predicted model, not a curated record. The transcript is spliced from 3 exons. Lineage: Eukaryota; Fungi; Ascomycota; Eurotiomycetes; Onygenales; Ajellomycetaceae. Gene Ontology annotation, biological process: prolyl-tRNA aminoacylation.
AUGCUUCCCCUUGGACUUCGGGUUCAGGAGAAACUGGAGCGUCUGGUGGAUAAACACAUGCGCACGCUUGAUAGAAAAAAGGCCAGGUUUCUUCUUGCUCCAACCCACGAGGAAGAAAUUACUUCACUUGUUGCGGGUGUUAUGAACUCCUAUAAGGACCUUCCAUUACGAGUGUACCAGAUAAGUAGGAAGUAUCGAGAUGAGCCAAGACCCCGACAGGGGUUACUUCGAGGUAGAGAAUUUAUCAUGAAAGACCUUUACACUUUCGACUACAAUGCCGAGAUGGCAAUAAAGACUUACAAUGCAGUCAAAGAGACAUACGUACGACUAUUCGAUGAGCUUAGGAUACCUUACAUUAUUGCUACUGCAGACUCUGGUAACAUGGGAGGAAGUUUAAGUCAUGAAUUCCAUCUCCCAAAUCCUAAGGGCGAGGACACCAUCAUUAGCUGUUCAAACUGUCGCUAUGUAUACAAUGAAGAGCUUUCGGACGGAAAAGCAUACCAAGACAUUAGACCGCCCUCGGAUCCCAUUCAAGAUGGUAAAUCUGUCGGGUUCGGGGAGCAACAAGCACCAGCGAUUUCAACUGGCAUGUGGAUGAGUAUCUCGAAGGAUGGAAAUACUCUUGUGAGAGUAUUCUAUCCGAAGUAUCUGAUACGUGGCGGCUGCUCAGAGCCAGUUGAGCGGCAGAUCAAUUCACAUGCUGUGAGGGCAAUUGCCUGCUCAGCGGGGGUAGAUCUCGAUACCAGCGUGACUAGUCCGUUAGCAAAAUGGCAAAGUAUAGCCAGAGAGGAGAAAACCCCACCUGGCACUCGGCCAAAUCGUCCUACGAUUUUAGAUAUUUAUGACCAUCGCGUACGUGUUUACAAUCACCCUCCUCUCCCAUCUGGGCAGAACAGAGAAGUUUUGGAGCAGCUGAAUGUGCGGUUCUCAUCCCUACACCAAUACCCUGGUACCGGUGCAAAACUCGACUGCAUAAGUGCUGCGGCUGGAGACCAAUGUUCCAGAUGCGGUGAACAAGCGGUACAAACCCACACUGCUAUUGAGCUUGCGCAUACAUUCCAUCUUGGAACUCGAUAUAGCAAAGUGCUUAACGCUUCUGUGGCUGUACCUUCAACAUUGCUAAGCAACGACUCUAAAGCAAACGACAACAGUACUUUCUCUGUUCCCCUUCAAAUGGGAUGUCAUGGCAUUGGUGUUUCACGCAUGAUAUCCGCUAUUGCGGACAGCCUGGCCAACUCCAAAGGGCUUAACUGGCCAAGGGCAAUUGCUCCCUUCGAGGCCAUGAUCAUCCCGGAUAAAGGCCUGGAGGAGGAAGCUGAAAAGGUUUAUGACGCUAUCAGUCGAAUAAAUAUCGAUGCCGUUGAUGCGAUAAUUGACGAUAGAGACAAGAAUCUUGCAUGGAAACUCAGAGAUGCCGAUUUAAUAGGGUAUCCUGUAAUAAUCGUCGUUGGGAAGUCCUGGAGGAUGGAGAACAAACUGGAAGUUCAGUGUCAUCGACUAAACAAUCUCCGGGAAACGGUAUCGCUGCCAGAUUUGCAUCCACUCACUACAUCGCUACUUAAUAGACUCUAG